UGUCACAGAAUGCUGCCACCUCUCACCUUCCCGCAUUUGAUCCUUUGAAGCUUCUGCUGCCACCAAAAGCGAGAGAGAGAGAGAGAGCAGAAGUUUUCAGUUUGUUUGGGCAUCACUCCACUACAGAGGUAGAGGAGAGACUUCUCGACUUGCACGAGCCUAACAAAGAAUGAGAAGCCACGACAGAGUGAAGAAGACGGUGCUCAAUGACAGUCUGUAAAACGGGACCAUCUUCGAAUACCCCAAAACUGGUGGCCAUUAAAAUGAUGAUUGGAGGCGCAAAGGUUGGGUGGCCCUUAUGUUUUCUAUAAAAGCAACAAACCCUUUUCUUUAUUCAUUCGAUGAAUCUGAACAGCAACCCAUUGUCGAAAAAGCUAUGGGGAGGCGAAGACUGACGAUUAGAGCCGACAAGUCAUGAAAUUAUUUAUCAAGAAUGUGUUGAGUUCUUGAUUUGUGGUGUCAUUUCUGUUCCUGUUUUGGGGUGAGAAAUGGGGAUGGCUGAUGCAGAGGAGAAGGUGGUUGUUUUGGUGCGGCUGAGGCCUUUGAACGAGAUAGAGAUUGCGAGGAAUGAUGUUUCAGACUGGGAUUGUGUCAAUGAUGACACUAUCAUAUUUAGGAACAACCCAUCAGUUCCUGAGAGAACCGUCUUCCCCACCGCCCACACAUUUGACAGGGUAUUCGGGUCUGAUUGUUCCACAAAGCAGGUGUAUGAGGAAGGAGCUAAGGAAGUUGCUCUUUCAGUUGUUUCUGGUUUUAAUUCAAGUAUUUUUGCAUACGGGCAAACAAGCAGUGGGAAGACAUACACCAUGAGUGGUGUUACCGAGUAUGCUUUAGCAGAUAUAUAUGACUAUAUGGAGAGGCACAAGGAAAAGGAAUUUGUUUUGAAGUUCUCUGCCAUGGAGAUUUACAAUGAAUCUGUUAGAGACCUCCUAAGUGUGGAUAAUACUCCCCUUAGACUUUUAGAUGAUCCAGAGAGAGGGACUAUUGUUGAGAAAGUCACUGAAGAAACUCUGAGGGACUGGAGCCAUCUAAAAGAGCUGCUUUCUUUAUGUGAAUCUCAAAGGCUGAUAGGAGAGACCACUCUGAAUGAAACGAGCUCCAGAUCUCAUCAAAUUAUUAGACUGACAAUCGAAAGCUCUACUCGUGAGUUUUUAGGCAAUGACAGCUCAAGCACCCUUACAGCCACUCUGAAUUUUGUUGAUCUUGCGGGAAGUGAGCGUGCAUCUCAGUCAUUGUCAGCUGGUACAAGGUUGAAAGAAGGUUGCCACAUAAAUCGGAGUUUACUGACUCUAGGAACAGUUAUCCGCAAGCUGAGCAAGGGAAGAGGUGGGCAUGUUCCUUUCAGGGAUUCAAAGCUAACUCGCAUAUUGCAAUCCUCCUUAGGAGGGAAUUCUAGAACUGCCAUCAUAUGUACCUUAAGCCCUGCACGAAGCCAUGUUGAGCAAUCAAGAAACACACUGCUCUUUGGUAGUUGUGCCAAGGAAGUAACUACUAAUGCGCAGGUCAAUAUAAUCAUGUCUGAUAAAGCUUUGGUGAAGCAUUUGCAAAGAGAAUUAGCUAGGUUAGAGAGUGAGUUGCAAUGCUGUGGGCCAAAUUCGAUCAAAUCUGACUCUGCUGCAUUACUGAGAGAGAGAGAGCUUCAGAUUGAGGAGCUCACGGAGGAAGUAGCGGAUCUCACCCUGCAACGAGACCGCGCUCAAUCUCAGGUUGAGGAUUUGCUACAACUGCUCAGAGACACUAGACGGUCUAUGACAUGGGCAUGUUGUGAUCAUAAUUGCCCUAAGCUGCAAGUGCGGAAAGCAUGGGAUUAUGAAGAUUCAGUAUCAGAUUCUGCCUUCUUGUAUGGUGAUGUCAAGAAAUCUGGCACAUUUAAGCAUUCUGAAGGACACAGUGGGAGUGGUUCCAAUGAGCAAUACCCACAGCUUCCUAUGCUCAAAGACAAUUUGAUGCUCAAUAGUACCUCCAGACAGAUGUUGAUAAGUGGUACUGGGUUUGUUAGAGGUAACCCAUGUGGGAAUGAGGAGGAGAUUGAAGAGCAAUCAAAUGAAUACUCAGACGAUCUUUGUAAGGAAGUUCAGUGCAUUGAGAUAAAAAAUUCAAGUGUGAACAGAUUAGCUGAUUCAUCAUCUCAUGAAGAAAACACAGAAGGAUUAGCUUCUACAGCUGCUUGGAAUGGUGAAAGAGCAGACAAGGAAUUUGUGUCGUCCUGCAUCCUGUCUUCCUGUUUUAUUCGUUCUCCUGAAGAAUUGACUCCAAGGGUGCUGGCAGCAGAACUACCUAGUUCUCAAAACUCGAAGUUAACUAGGAGCAGAAGUUGUGAAGCAUGUCUCAUGACUAGCUUGUCUUCACCUUUGCUAGAAUGUGUAGGAAAGAAUGAGCACACUCCAACAGAUGGGUUUGAGAAAGACUUUCCGGGAAGGCCUAAGGGUUUUCAAAUAAAGCUUCCGGCAUUGAACUAUGGUUCUGGUGUGGAGAGGUUGUUGAGUAAAGAUACUCAAACUUCAGUUCAUGGUGAUGAAGUCAUUGAGCUUAAAUCCAAGGAUGUCAAAAUUUGUAUUGAUGAGGAUAUUACAAACAAUAAUGGAUUUGUUCGUGGAGAGGAGAACAUGACUGAGCUUCAAUGCAACAAACAACAUGUAGAUUUCCUGGACCUAUCAUCGGCGAAGGCGAUUGACAGUGCUAAGGAGUAUAAGGGACUCUACUACUUUGAAGAGACUAAUGUGCAAGAGACAGAACUGAAGGUUGAAACAUCCGCAAAUAAUGUGAAAGACAUUGGCUUGGAUCCAAUUCAACAUGAUUUAGAAAAUAUUUCAACUUGGCCUACGAAAUUCAAGAGGCUCCAGAAAGAGAUCAUUAAGCUUUGGGAUGCUUGUAAUGUGUCCUUGGUUCACAGAACUUUCUUCUUUUUGCUGUUUAAAGGUGAUCUGACUGACUCUAUUUACAUGGAGGUAGAGCUCAGGAGGCUAUCCUUCCUCAAUGACAAAUUUUCCCAGGGUAAUCAGACUGUCGAAGAUGGUCGGACUGUCACGCUUGCUUUGAGAACAAAGGUUCUACGUCGCGAGAGGGAGAUGCUAAGCAAACAAAUGAAGAAGAGGCUCUCUGCAAAAGAUAGAGAGAGCCUCUAUCUCAAGUGGGGUUUGGGCUUGAACACAAAACACAGGAAGUUGAAGCUUGCCUACCUCUUGUGGACUGAAACAGAAGACAUGGAUCACAUUGCAGAGAGUGCUGCCAUCGUUGUGAAGCUUGUAGGGUCUAUCAAGCCAGGACAGGCUCUGAAGGAGAUGUUCGGGCUCAACUUCAUGCCCCAGUGCACGUGGAGGAAAUUCAAUGGCUGGAAAAGUAGGGUGAUGUCUCCCUUGUAAGCAAUUUAGAAAGUUAUAGUACAGAUGAUUCUAAUUCUCGGCAGAUGAUUAUUUUGUACACGCAUUCUGAUAUUCUGAUUGCAUUUGGCCGAACCAGAGUUUGGUUAUCUGACAGAUUAUUAUUUUUUUCAAAAAAAUCCUUUGUCAAUA
Messenger RNA from Malania oleifera, 3512 nucleotides. Its product is annotated as kinesin-like protein KIN-7E. Gene Ontology annotation, biological process: microtubule-based movement. Gene Ontology annotation, molecular function: ATP binding; microtubule motor activity; microtubule binding. NCBI's taxonomy places the organism in Eukaryota, Viridiplantae, Streptophyta, Magnoliopsida, Santalales, Ximeniaceae. The record is from RefSeq and is a predicted model, not a curated record. The transcript has 16 exons. Bases 489 to 3362 code for a protein of 957 amino acids.